This is a messenger RNA of Dissoconium aciculare CBS 342.82, 443 nucleotides long. RefSeq lists its product as uncharacterized. The record is from RefSeq and is a predicted model, not a curated record. Lineage: Eukaryota; Fungi; Ascomycota; Dothideomycetes; Mycosphaerellales; Dissoconiaceae. The transcript is spliced from 3 exons. Bases 147 to 398 code for a protein of 83 amino acids.
GAGCGUGAGAUCGCCAUCCACCGCCUCAAGACCGAAGGUCGUGAUUCUGAAUCGACCCUCGAAUUAUCGGUCCUGAAGAGGAUCUUCACUUCGUGGCAGUACUAUAUAUUUCCUUUGGCAUACUGGAAUUUACGUGCGGCACAGAGAUGAUCAGAUGGAUGACCGUCUUCCUCCACAAUCGAGGCUAUUCCGUCAGCGAUUACAACACAUACCCGGUCACCGUCGGUUGCGCCGAAAUUCUUCUGAUCUUUGUUGCCGCCGUGCUCGUUGAUAAGUUGGGCAAUCCACAAAUCAUCAUAUUCCUGUUCGGUACUAUUCAGAUCUACGGCUACGCGGUUUUCGCCGCGUUUCCUAUCGUUUAUUUUCGGUACGGAUAUUUUGGUUUGGGGGAAAGUUAGGGUUACGCGCGAAGCGCGUCUAUGUCUAUGUCUAUGUCUAUGUCU